This is a messenger RNA of Trichoderma virens Gv29-8, 724 nucleotides long. RefSeq lists its product as uncharacterized. Bases 51 to 590 code for a protein of 179 amino acids. The transcript has a single exon. NCBI's taxonomy places the organism in Eukaryota, Fungi, Ascomycota, Sordariomycetes, Hypocreales, Hypocreaceae. Gene Ontology annotation, molecular function: bis(5'-nucleosyl)-tetraphosphatase (asymmetrical) activity. The record is from RefSeq and is a predicted model, not a curated record. Gene Ontology annotation, biological process: AMP biosynthetic process; ATP biosynthetic process.
CUAAUCACCACCCUCUUUGACGGAAAAGGCGCAUUGUUUUACGCGCAAUCAUGGCUGCAUCUCGGUUCAAGUCGGAGAUGUUCACAGCCGAUAAAUUUGUUGAGAGCGCAGGCACCGUUCUCUUCCGACUUUCGACCCGCGAGAUCUGCAUCCUUCACCUCAUACAGCGUGACGAGUACGUCCUCCCCAAAGGGCGCCGCAAUCUUGGCGAGUCUCGUCAGGCCACUGCGAUCCGCGAAACUACUGAAGAGACUGGUGUUCCUUGUUACCUGUUGCCUGUCGACCUUGUUUCACGGGUCUGUCCGGCGAUCGAGACGGAGGACGUGCCGGAUGAGCCCCGGCUUUUCAAAGGCGCCUGCGAGCCGAUAGCAUUGCAGCAAAGACGAAUUGGAGACGGAGAGGUAAAACUGAUUUGGUGGUUUGUGGCUGCUGUCAAUGAGAGAGAGCCUCUCGGUCGACAUGAGGAGCACAACUUCGAGGUCGAGUUUUACAGUUACGAUGAGGUCUUGCGGAAGUUGACAUUUGAGGAUGACCGUGAAUUAGUCAAUCGGGCAAUUCAUCUGGUUAAUGCUACCCACCAUUGUGAUUGAAAUCCGCUGAGAUUAGAAAAAGAAGCAUGUCCGGGAGACAACUUGUCGUGCCAGAUCUUCUCUAUGAGAACUUCCAAUGUCAUAUAGACUGAUGCCUCAUUUUGCAUGACCAGAGGAAAUAUACAUAAUGCGAC